Messenger RNA from Aspergillus affinis, 834 nucleotides. RefSeq names its product putative short chain oxidoreductase. Lineage: Eukaryota; Fungi; Ascomycota; Eurotiomycetes; Eurotiales; Aspergillaceae. The coding region runs from base 1 to 834 and encodes 277 amino acids. The transcript is spliced from 4 exons. The record is from RefSeq and is a predicted model, not a curated record.
AUGCCCCCUCCCUUCAUCAAACCCUCCCCUUCCCUCUCCAAAAUGGCCACAUACCUCGUCACCGGCUCCUCCCGAGGUCUUGGCUUCAACAUCGUCAACCACCUCGCCUCGCGCCCAGCUUCCGAAGUGGAAACCAUCUUCGCGACCUCGCGACAGACGAUCAGCACACAAUUACAGGAGCUGAUCGAUCGCGAGACAGGUCGCGUGGCGUUCGUUAAGCUCGAUGCUGCGAAUCAGACUAGCGUGAAGGAUGCGUUGGGGGAAGUGGAGAGACAGCUACAGAUACAGGGACAGGAUCAGGAGAAAGGAGGGAAGGGCAUCGAUGUGUUGAUUAAUAAUGCGGGGGAUAUGCCUUCGACGAGGGGCGGGAUUGAAAAUAUGGACAACCUCAACGAGACGUUCAACACGAACGUAACGAGCGCGCACAUGGUGACGUCCGCGUUCCUGCCACUACUCAGAAAAGGCGAGAAGAAGAUCAUUGCGAAUAUCUCCACAACCGUCGGCUCAAUCGCCCUAUCACACAAAUACAAAAUGAGCCCGACACCCGCGUACAAGGUGACCAAAGCGGCACUGAACAUGUUAACGGUGCAGUAUGCCCAGGAGCUCGACGAGGAGGGGUUUACAGUGUUGGCGAUUAGUCCGGGGUGGCUGCGAACUGAAUUGGGAGGCGCGGACUGGGCUGAUUUACCACCCGCAACCGGGGCCGAGGCGACGAUGCAGAUCAUCGAUUCUACGACGAGGGCGAUGAAUGGGAAAUUCUUGAAUAUCAAGGUUCCUGGGUGGGAGGAGAAUCCGGGUGUGAAUCAGUAUGAUGGGAAGGAGGUUCCUUGGUGA